Molecule: messenger RNA, 4845 nt
Organism: Gallus gallus (chicken)
Lineage: Eukaryota; Metazoa; Chordata; Aves; Galliformes; Phasianidae
Gene: ACOT12
Product: acyl-CoA thioesterase 12
Exons: 15
Coding region: 2873-4366 (497 amino acids)
Cellular component (GO): extracellular exosome
Molecular function (GO): acetyl-CoA hydrolase activity; lipid binding
Source: RefSeq, a predicted model, not a curated record
GGCGGGGCGAACGGGACAGGCACCCCUGUCUCCAUUUGCCGCCCGGAGCCCCUCACACACACCGCGCUCGGCUGGGGGGUGGGCGGCUUUCCACCCCCAGGGACAGCGUGAGGCCUGGGGGGUUUGGGCUUCGAGGCAGCUGAUGGGUCCGAGAGGGAGCUGCGAGGGUGGGGAGAGCAAAAAAGAAAAAAAAAAAAAAAGGCAGUGGAGGGAAGGUCAGGGAUGGAGUAGUGAGGAGUACUGGAGGAAGGGAAAGAGAACCUCUAAUUUAAGGGCCACCCACUUCACAAACUUUUAACAUCUCUCCGAUGGCUUCUGGAGAUGGUGAUCUGCCGGCAGCCAUAUACACUCGUGCACACGAAGCCUCGUGGAGAGCAGCGCGAUGUGAGGAGCGUGUGCUCUCAUGGCAUUGCUGUGCCCAUCUGGGUGCUGGCUGUGCAGGCGUGUGUGGUGCAUGUUGGAAAUAACCAAAUAAUUUAUCAGGACGGUAUUUCUGAUAAAGCAGAUUUUAUUCACAAAUGCAAUGGCACGCCUCCUGCAAGCAGGAAAGCACACAGAAAACAGUGUUACAUCUCUUAUGCUCUGUUACUCGACGCUUAUCCCUUUCUCCCCUGGUUCUGCAUUGGCUGAGUACUUCAGUUUCACAAUCUUCCCAAUGCUCAACUAAACAUAAAUUGUUGCUAGCUAAGCAUAUAUUGCUAAAUAAUUAACUUCUCACACUUGGUCACUCAAUACUAGGUCAUUGUUUCUGGACAUCUGCUCGUCCUUGCAUAGACGUAAGCUUGGAAGGAGGAUAGAGAGGAGUAUCUUCAUCCCAACCUAUCCACAGAGUGAGGCAAUCCAACCUUAUGUAGAGGCCCUGGCUUCUUUAAUGUUUGUUAAGUCUGUUUUUCUUUUACUGAGGGUCUCUUAUCUAAACAGAAUAGCCCUACAGUAUGCUUUCUAGUCCAUAAUACUAUUGCAGUUUUGCAAGCAAGAAUUAAUCACAUAAUUCAGCAACUAUACUUCUAAAAUAUGCCACUAACAUAUAUGGUAUUUCUACCUUUUCACAUCAGCUAUUUCUAAGGAGAAGUUACAAAAUACAAAUACAUUGUGCUCUACUUCAGAUCAGUUCCCCCUUUUCAGUAUCUAAUGCAGAAACAACAUUCCAUUCCUACAUGUAGGAGGCCUGCAGCUGUACAUACAGUCUGGACCAGGCUCUGCACACCUGAUGUAGCUGUAGGUAUCCCUGUUCCUUGCAGCAGAGGUGGAUGAGGUGACCUUUAAAGGCCCAUUCCCACUCAAAUGACUGUAUGAUAAUAUAACCCUUCAGAAGAAGAAAGAAGUGAGAUGCGGGAGCAGCAGCCAGCACACUUCUCAGGGCCACUGCAGGUUUACUAAGAGGUGUGAUGCAGCAUGAAGGAGUUGCUUUGUCUUCAGUGUUUUGGUUAUUUUUCUCUUAAAAAUGCUCUUUUUGAAAGGUUCCUCACUGCAGAAAACCCCUAACAGAGUCCCAGCUCAGUAGCCAUGGGCUACAAGUGAAUCUGCAAUCUUAAUCAGCUGCAGACUGACUGUGGAGCUUGCUUUCAGUCUACCUUCUCUGACUGUUUUUCCUUGGUUUGCCUUAGAACAGCAGCAGUCAGUCAUACCACUCAUCCUGUUGCCACAUAGAGAGAUUUUAACACUUGAGUCCUGUGUCACAGCACACUAAACAUGCCAGACAUAGAUUUUUUUGCUUUAGCACCUUUUCCCAGUGCUAGUGCCAGCUGCUGCAGUUGCCAGCACCUGUGUCACACCUCCCAUGUUCUGUGUCCUACUGCUUUAGGCUUGACCCAACUGGCUGCUUGCUCCACUUUUGAGGUCAUGAGCUAUCGCCAUCAUACUCAUCAUCUUCUAUUACAGCUCCAGACUCUUAACUGAUAGGACCUCUUCCCCUCAGUGGUUCGAUGUGUUCCUUAUGAGUGCCUUCAUGUGUUUCACCAUCAUACUUUAAAAGGGAAUUUCUCAGGUUCUGUGAUAACUCAUGCAUCAUCCUCUGUCUUACCCCUCCAAGCUUAUUCUCACACAGAUCACUAAAAAAUAUUGUUAGGCUUCUUGUGAGUGAGACCCCCCGCCUGCUUGGCACAGCACUACCAGCAGCAUUUCCUGGGACUCCUCUGUUUAUAGCCUUUGUCAGCCAGGAAACUUUUUUGGAGCCAAGGUUCCUAGUGUGUGCACAGCCUCUGAGGUGCUGGAGCCUGUGACAUGAAACUCUAGAUGCUCUUGGCAAAUAAAUGGUAAAUCACAAUAACUUGCUAUUAAAAGAAUAACUAUUGAACUAUCAAAUACUAACAGUAUAGAUGUUACCCUUUUUUAUAGUUAACUUUCCUAAUUAAUAGAAAUAGAUGGUAUUUUUUUUUUUGACCAACUGUGUCCUAGGGAGAUGGGGAGCAUAGCACACAUUUUGCUAAUAGUAUAUUGCAAUUGUUAUAAAAAGUAAAUAGUUAUUUAAUGUUUGAAUCUUGAUUUUUUUUUUAACGUUUAGUUUCUGCAUUUUAAUGCAACAUUGGGGGCAUGCACUUACCUGCUUGCCACUGCUAUGACCAUGCUACCGAAUUUUCCUUUGUCUUGGAAUUCUCGCGUAACAUAAAGCUUCUAUGCAGAUUUAGCAUAGCCAGGAUUCACAGAAUCCUAGUUUUGAGGUGAUUGCUGGGAUUGCUGUAGACCUACUAAUACUUUUUGUCCUGGAACGUGCUUGUUAGCUCUCUUGUAUCAGAGUGUCCCUUUUUAGCAGAAGACCAUAAAUAGAGCUUUCAAACUCAGCAGAAUCACUAUAAUCGUCCAAACUCAUCUCCUGAUACUACCCUUAUUUCAUGCUGAGAAACAUGCUGGUGUGUCUUGUGUGACAGCAUCUAUGGAUGACAUACAGUUUGAAGAGGCUGCCAGAGUUGGACAAGUUAUUACCAUUAAAGCAAAGGUGAACAGAGCAUUCAAAACCAGCAUGGAGGUUGGCAUCAAGGUUACAGUGCAGGAUGUUUUGACUAAUGUUGAAAAAAUUGUGAGUGUGGCAUAUGCAACAUAUGUAGUCAAGCCAGUCGGUGCUAAAAAGAUUGAAUUAGAACCUGUAAAGCUUCUGUCUGCAGAAGACCAUCUGGAGCAUGCCCUGGCUACUGAGAGGAAGAGAAUCCGAUUGGGCUAUCAAGAGGUCUUUCAGAACCUAAUGCAGGAGAGUAAUAAAGAAGAUGACCACUAUGAUACUUUUGAAGAGCAAGAUGCAGUUUCAACUGACCUUACUCAUGUACAGAGUAUUGAGCUCGUCCAACCUCCUCAUGCAAACCAUCAUGGAAACACUUUUGGUGGUCAAAUCAUGGCUUGGAUGGAGGCAGUGGCACGUAUUUCAGCAAGCCGCCUUUGUCGUUCGUAUCCCAACUUGAAAUCUGUCAAUAUGUUUAAGUUCUGGGGUCCGUCUGUUGUGGGUGACCGCCUUGUCUUCAAUGCAGUUGUGAACAAUACAUUUCAGAAUAGUGUGGAGGUUGGUGUCCGUGUCGAGGCUUAUAACUGUGAAGAAUGGAUCAAGAACCAAGCACGGCACAUUAACAGCGCAUUUCUCAUUUUUAACUCUGUGAAUGACAAAGGCGAGCUGCUCACUUUCCCCAAAAUCAAACCUACUACUAAGGACGGUGUGAGACGAUACCAUGGAGCUAUUGCCCGAAAGAGAAUUCGACUAGCCAGAAAAUACAUGCUUUAUGCUAAAGAAGACAAACCUUAUGAUCUGUGGGAGAAAAGCAACCAGGCAUACAUGAGUUACAGCAAUAUAGCUACACUGACAUACCUGGCAGCAAAACCGGGAUGGGAAGUAACCAGUACACUGAAUAAUAUAAAAAUAUGGACCCAUGAGGAUGGUGAUGUCUUGUCACUCAAAGUAGAAAUGCAAGUGAAGACAGCAUCACAUGUAGCUUUCUCCCUUUUGUCUAACUUCACAUACCGCCAGCAAUGGGACAAACGUUUCUUAACUUGUGAAGUCCUACAGGCUGUGAGUGAAGAUGACAAAAUAUAUUACAUUACUUCUCCACCUCCACCCAUGACUGGCCAUCAGCCCAGGGACUUUGUGAUUCUUGUGUCUCGAAGGCAACCCCUUGAGCCCAGUGAACCCUACAUAGUAGCUGUAAAGUCAGUAACCCUGACGUCUAUGCCACCUUCUUCUGAACACUGCAGAAGUGAAAUCCUAUGUGCUGGAUUCCAGAUCUACAGUGAGAGCAGCAGCUCCUGUAGGGUAUAUUACUUCAAUCAAAUGACACCAGAUCUUAUUCCUUACUUAGCUGCAAGUCUUACUGGCUCAUUAAAUUCCAUUGAAGACACAGCUUUGGAGUGUAUUAAGUUCUUGGAGCUGAAGGGCAGCAAGUGCUGAAGUUAACACAAAAUUGUGAAAAGCGUGAGAGACUAUCAAGCAAUACUGGUUUAACUUUUUGCAUAUGUGUUAAUUGUUCUACAAGGUACUCUGAGUCAUGCAGCUGAUACUGGGCUAGGGCUGGAUUUUGUGUCAAAUCAGGAUUAGACUUUAUGCUCUAAAUUCACGUUUUCAAUUAAAAAAAAAAAAAAAGACUAAGGCACAAAUUUUGCUCUUAUAUGUGUAUUUCAUUGUUGGAUUGGGCCUGGUGACAACCAGUCAGUUUAAAAUCAGUAAAUACUAAUCAGUCUAAUAUGCAGAGGACUGGUACUACCAAGUAGCUUGUCCAGUUCUCUGCUCAGUUUGUCCAGGUCCUUGCGUGUGCAUUACAUGUUGAUCUAUUACACCCUACAGCAAGUUAGGGUUUGAUAAUGUUUAUCGUCUGUUAAUGCUUAUACUUUCUCUGUGUUUUUCAAUAAAUUACUGCUUUUCAGAUUAAA